GUAGACAGAAGCCUCCCAAAAAAAUAGUUACCGAUUAGAGGCAGUACUACAGCUACAUUUUCGGAUCUCAUUAGUACUGUAGAUCCAUUCCGAAAUCCCGUAAAAUAUUUUUAAAGUACACACUGUAGAAUGGAGUAUGGAGCAAUUUAAUGUAUGUGAAAAAAUAGUCCUCUCUAUCAUUGUUGGUUCAAUCAGUAAUUUUCUGGGAGCCGAAUACUCCAAAAUCGCAGCGGAUCCCGAGUAUUUUAUAUUACGAUGCUUCAUUUUAACAGUUCCUAUUGUAAUUAUAUCAGGGAUAGUGGGAUGGACUUAUCGCAUUCGGUUAAGGAGAUAUUGCGCUGCUCUGUCUGCGUGUUGCUCUUGGAUUGGAAUAAAAUUAUGCAGUCUUUUACGCAGAAUCCGCCGCCGCUGGGCAGGAGACCUGACAAAUCGUGUUGCGGCUGCCGAGUCCCACGUCGUUCGUUUACAUGGAUCUGGUUCGCAGAUUCGCGUAAGGACCCUCGACCCAGCGGGAGACUAUCAAUACGCGGACCAGGUUUAAAUGGUUUCGGAAAUCGCGAAAUCCGCAUCUAUACGGACGCCGGAAGAGCGGCUCGGCCUGUGUUAGUUGUUGAGGAGGAAAAACAGACGCUGAGAUUCCCGAACAUCGAGUUGAUGAUGCUUUUGACGAACAAGGACCUGUACAUGAACGAAACGUUUGGGUGGAAUGAAUUACUUUCGCAGGGGUUUGUGGAAUACAUUGACGUUCACGAGGAGGAGUACAUCAUGUGUGCCAUGCAUCCACGGGAUUUCUCUCGCAACCGGGGAUACUGUCAUACGUACACCCAUUGUGAAAUCCAUCCUUCCAUGAUCCUGGGUGUCUGUGGCUCGAUCAUCCCUUACCCAGAUCACAAUCAGUCACCGCGUAAUACCUACCAGUCGGCCAUGUCCAAACAGGCUUUGGGCGUCUACGCAACCAAUUUUAACACCCGCAUGGACAGCGAAGCGCAAAUAUUGCAUUAUCCCCAGCGACCGCUCGUGGAAACGGCUUCCAUGUCACAUUUACGUUUCCGCGACAUGCCAGCCGGGAUCAACUGUAUUGUCGCCAUUGCCAGCUACACGGGCUACAACCAGGAAGAUUCCGUUAUCUUGAAUGCCGCCGCCGUCCAGCGGGGGAUGUUUCGGCACACCCUGUACACGUCGUAUCAGGCCAAAGAGGGCAUGUCGACAUACCGGAAGAAUAUGGAAGAAAUUGAAGUGCCUGAUCCGGAUGAAUGCGACGGAAUGCGGCCGGUUAUGUACGAAAAACUGGACGAUGAUGGCAUUAUCGAGCCGGGAGUGCGGGUGUCGGCAAGUGAUGCGAUUAUUGGAAAAACCACAACCACCGGAUCGCGAGCAAAGCCUUUGUCGGAUGAAGAGAUAAAUCCAGAAAUGUCAACAGAGAAGCCCAAGAAGGACACCAGCGUCCUGCUUCGUUCAUCGGAAACAGGGAUUGUUGACCAGGUGAUGGUGAGCAUGAAUGUGGAAGGGAACAAAUUCUGCAAAGUGCGGGUCCGCUCUGUAAGGACGCCGGUAAUGGGAGACAAAUUUGCCAGCCGCCACGGACAAAAGGGAACUGUUGGUAUCAUAUAUCCAACCGAGGAUAUGCCCUUUACUUCGGAAGGUAUAACACCGGACAUUAUCAUCAAUCCGCACGCUAUUCCGUCCCGUAUGACCAUUGGUCAUCUUUUGGAAUGUCUCCAGGGCAAAGCUUCCGCAGUUCAAGGAAUCUACGGUGUCGGUACUCCAUUCGAGUCUCCCGAAGUGAAAGAAAUAGCUGCGAUCCUGAAAGACAAGCAGUAUGAUCAGUAUGGCAACGAAGUGAUGUAUAAAGGAUUUUCCGGCAUGAAACUCACCUCGCAAGUGUAUAUUGGCCCAACGUUUUAUCAGCGCGUAAAGCACUUGGUGGAAAACAAGAUGUACGCCCGUGCACGUGGAGCCGUGACCGUGCUGUGUAGACAACCACAGGGAGAAGGAAGGGCGAGAGGCGGUGGGUUACGGUUUGGUGAAAUGGAACGGGAUUGUUUGAUAAGCCAUGGCGCGGCUCUGAAUCUGCGGGAACGAUUGUUCGAAGUGUCGGAUCCGUAUCGGGUUCAUGUGUGUGAUAAGUGUGGAUAGAUUGCUAUGGCUAAUCUUACCAACAGGACCUUCGAAUGCCGACGCUGCGUCCGAAAGGUUGAUGUUUCGCAGAUCACGAUUCCGUAUGCCUGCAAACUGCUCUUCCAGGAACUGAUGUGUAUGGGAAUCUCACCGCGCAUUGGGGUUUAGCUAGUGUGGACUAUGAGCUCUUGCUGUUUUAUGGAGAGUCCGGCGCGAAGACAUUGUUUACGCUGUGCUGAUGUUUUAUGAGGUUUUUUGUACAGGGUUUUUCAGUAUUGUGAUUGGUGCAGAUUCUCCACUGUCUUUAGACUGCUUUAUUGAUCUGAAAUUUCCGAUUCACCGAACUUUUCUGACUGAAUGGAACCGGGUCUUUAAUUUUGAGAAAAAAGUUGCGCUGCA
Paramacrobiotus metropolitanus is the source of this 2517-nucleotide messenger RNA. RefSeq names its product DNA-directed RNA polymerase II subunit RPB2-like. Gene Ontology annotation, biological process: DNA-templated transcription. The coding region runs from base 256 to 2136 and encodes 626 amino acids. The transcript is spliced from 9 exons. Gene Ontology annotation, molecular function: DNA-directed RNA polymerase activity; ribonucleoside binding; DNA binding. Gene Ontology annotation, cellular component: RNA polymerase II, core complex. NCBI's taxonomy places the organism in Eukaryota, Metazoa, Tardigrada, Eutardigrada, Parachela, Macrobiotidae. The record is from RefSeq and is a predicted model, not a curated record.